This is a messenger RNA of Monopterus albus (swamp eel), 2158 nucleotides long. RefSeq names its product thyroid hormone receptor alpha b (gene thrab). Bases 785 to 2158 code for a protein of 457 amino acids. Gene Ontology annotation, cellular component: RNA polymerase II transcription regulator complex. Gene Ontology annotation, molecular function: RNA polymerase II cis-regulatory region sequence-specific DNA binding; nuclear receptor activity; zinc ion binding. The record is from RefSeq and is a predicted model, not a curated record. NCBI's taxonomy places the organism in Eukaryota, Metazoa, Chordata, Actinopteri, Synbranchiformes, Synbranchidae. The transcript is spliced from 11 exons. Gene Ontology annotation, biological process: retinoic acid receptor signaling pathway; positive regulation of transcription by RNA polymerase II; cell differentiation.
GUUUGGAUAGGCGCUCAGGCAGCCGAGCGCUGCCCUUACUGUACUCUACAUAAGCGGAGGGAGGAGCGACCGUGUAGGAUUUCUUUUUUGGUUCUUUCCCCUCUGUCGUUGCAACUCAUCCAAUCGCAUCUGGAAGAUAGCAAAAGGAGAAACAAACUACUCGCUUUAACGCAAAAGCUUUGUGGGAAGGUGGACGAGGAGCGAGCUGUGCGCGCUGGGAGCAGCACUGACGGUACGAGGCGCAGCAGCUUGGCGAAGGAGCGGGCUCGGAGCGAGGGGUCGCGUUGCCAUCCAGCGCUGCUGCUACACUUGUGCAGAAGCCGGAGGAGUCCCGCUGACUUUCUCUCGUUUUAUUGCUCCAAUAACCUCCCAUAACUGGUGUCCAGAGCACGUGGGGGUAACCGAUGAGUUCCCUGACACCUACGUUGGCAUGAAAGCUGGGAUCGAGUGUAAAUGAACGACCCUGAAGUGAAGACAACUGAUCAUCAAGACUGGAUCCCAGUCCACCCUCCAUAUCCCUGAGACCAGCAUCUGCCUCCGGCCCCACGGCCCGCCAGUUUACCCCAGUGCAACCUCCAACAUCCUCUAUAUCUUGCAGCUUCACAGCACACCACAGCACGCUAACCUCAAAGGGGGUUAGCUCCUUUUGGAGACCACCACCUCCCUCCCAAGACCCCAGGGACGGGACUGCAAUGUUUCACUGACUGACCCCGAAUGAGUGUGCAUCUGAGGGUGGGGCUUGCCUCAGUCUCUCAUGAUUGGCUGCUGGAUGGAAUUAAGGUGAAUGGAACACAUGCCCAAGGAGCAGGACCCUAACCCAUCAGAGGGAGAAGAGAAACGGUGGCUCAGUUGCCCAAAAAGGAAGAGGAAGAACAGCCAAUGUUCGGUGAAGAGUAUGACUGGGUACAUCCCCAGCUACCUCGAAAAGGAUGAGCCAUGCGUGGUGUGUGGCGACAAGGCCACAGGUUACCACUACCGCUGCAUUACCUGUGAGGGCUGCAAGGGUUUCUUCCGUAGGACCAUUCAAAAGAACCUCCAUCCCACCUACUCCUGUAAAUACGAUGGCUGCUGCAUCAUCGACAAGAUCACCCGCAACCAGUGCCAGCUCUGCCGCUUCAAGAAGUGCAUCGCAGUGGGCAUGGCCAUGGACUUGGUGCUGGAUGACUCAAAGCGGGUGGCUAAACGGCGGUUAAUUGAGGAGAACAGGGAGCGACGCAAGAAGGAGGAAAUGGUUAAAUCCCUCCAGAGCCGUCCAGAGCCCACCGUGGCCGAAUGGGAGCUGAUCCGCAUGGUGACAGAGGCGCAUCAACACACCAAUGCUCAGGGAGCACUGUGGAAACAGAACCGCAGAUUCCUGCCGGACAAAAUUGGCCAGUCCCCGGUCGCCCCCACGUCAGACGGAGAUAAGGUGGACCUGGAGGCCUUCAGCGAGUUCACCAAGAUCAUUACUCCUGCCAUCACUCGUGUCGUUGACUUUGCCAAAAAACUGCCCAUGUUCUCUGAGCUGCCUUGUGAAGACCAGAUCAUCCUGUUGAAGGGCUGCUGCAUGGAGAUCAUGUCACUACGAGCUGCCAUGCGUUACGACCCAGACAGCGAGACGCUGACGCUGAGCGGGGAGGUGGCUGUGAAGCGUGAGCAGCUGAAGAACGGUGGGUUGGGCGUGGUAUCGGAUGCCAUCUUCGAUCUGGGCAAGAGCCUGGCACAGUUCAACCUGGACGACACAGAAGUGGCGCUGCUGCAGGCCGUACUGCUCAUGAGCUCAGACCGCUCUGGCCUGACCUGCAUGGACAAGAUCGAGAAUUGCCAGGAGACCUACCUGCUGGCGUUUGAGCACUACAUCAACUACCGCAAGCACAACAUUCCUCACUUCUGGCCGAAGCUUCUGAUGAAGGUGACUGACCUGCGGAUGAUCGGGGCGUGCCACGCCAGCCGCUUUCUUCACAUGAAAGUGGAGUGUCCAAAUGAACUCUUCCCCCCGCUGUCUUCGAGGACCAGGAGGAGUCGCUGCAUUAAAGGAAAGGACAAAGAGAUGGGAGGGGGAGCAGAGAUAGAGGACAUGACGUUUGGUGGCUGGGCUGUAGAUUCAGAGCCAGGGGUCAGUGCAGGUGUAGUCAGCAGCAGUGAAGUCUCCCACGCCCAGCCUCCGAGGAGGUUUUGA